AUGGCUACGACUACAGUGUUGGCAACUACUGCCGCUUCCACCACAGUAGCAACGACUGCGGCUCCUACCACAGUUUCGGCUACUACAUCAGCGGCUACUACUGCUGCUCCUACCACAGUGGCGGCUACUACAUUGGCGGCUACUACUGCUGUUCCCACUACAGUAUCGGCCACUACUGCUGCUCCUACCACAGUGGCGGCUACUACUGCUGCUCCUACCACAGUGGCGGCUACUACAUUGGCGGCUACUACUGCUGUUCCCACUACAGUAUCGGCUACUACUGCUGCUCCUACCACAGUGGCGGCUACUACUGCUGCUCCUACCACAGUGGCGGCUACUACUGCUGCUCCUACCACAGUGGCGGCUACUACAUUGGCGGCUACUACUGCUGUUCCCACUACAGUAUCGGCUACUACUGCUGCUCCUACUACAGUGGCUACUACUGCUGCUCCUACCACAGUGGCGGCUACUACUGCUGUUCCCACUACAGUAUCGGCUACUACUGCUGCUCCUACUACAGUGGCUACUACUGCUGCUCCUACCACAGUGGCUAGUACUGCUGCUCCCACUACGGUGGCGGCCGAUACUACUGCUUCGGUCUAA
Molecule: messenger RNA, 603 nt
Organism: Perkinsus marinus ATCC 50983
Lineage: Eukaryota; Perkinsozoa; Perkinsida; Perkinsidae
Exons: 1
Coding region: 1-603 (200 amino acids)
Source: RefSeq, a predicted model, not a curated record